Amphiprion ocellaris (clown anemonefish) is the source of this 2356-nucleotide messenger RNA. Its product is annotated as GTPase IMAP family member 9-like. The record is from RefSeq and is a predicted model, not a curated record. Gene Ontology annotation, molecular function: GTP binding. Bases 753 to 1754 code for a protein of 333 amino acids. The transcript has 2 exons. Lineage: Eukaryota; Metazoa; Chordata; Actinopteri; Pomacentridae.
AAAUUUGACGAAAGGUGGUUUAUAGUACUCUUUAACAGAAGUCCUUCAAGAGCACAAAUUGCAAGAAUUUUGUGGGUUUUUGACCUUUUUUAGGGUUUAUAAUAUAGGACAGUGGAGAGAGAGAGACAGGAAAGAUGUGGAUGAAAGAGGAGGAAUGACCUGCAGUAAAUAACCAUGGCUCGGACUCCAACCAUGAGCUCUGCAUCGGGACUAUAGCUGCUGUAGUAAGAGUGUAAAAUGAACUCUUGACUUGUAGAUGGUUCCUGUGCAGAUCUGUAUCAUUUCAACAUGAGAGGUGGUGAUCGUGAGCAUUUUGAUGGUCAUGAAGCAAACAGGAAGCAGUAGAAGAAAUAAUCAGCCACAGUCGAGGAGGGGAUUUCUCCACAACUCAUUUUUAAUCAAACGUGUCUUUCAUGUGGUUCACAUCAGCUGAUAACCAGCACUAAAGAAUAGUUUCAUUGCUGCUAUAAAGUCACUGAAAUUCUACCUGAAAUCAUUACUUUUUCAAAAAGUAAAGCGUUUAUUGCAGACUGAGCUGUGAUUUACACUCUUGGACUUCUAAACUUGUAAAAGCAUGAACUGUCCGGCCCCUCCUCAGGUCUCCAUGCUUAGUUUCACUUUCAUGUUUGUCAGUAUAAAGCAAAGAGGAACACGUCUGAACAAGGAAGCUUCACCAGCAGAGUGCUGACAUUACAUUACAGCUGUGGUUUUUACCGCUUUGGUUUUAGACAACAUCUGGAUCUGCUUCUGCCAUGAACCCUAACAGCGGAGAUGAUGCAACACGAGGCCAAGAGCCUCUCAGGAUCAUGCUUAUUGGAAAGAGUGGAGCAGGAAAGAGCUCCAGUGGGAACAACAUCCUCAAUAAGAAGGUGUUUAAAUCGGACGUGGAACUGAAGAGAGUCACUAUCCACUGUGAGAGGGAGAGUGGGAUGGUGGACGACAUGCCAGUCACUGUGAUCGACACGCCAGGGCUUUUUAUGAAAGGAUGCAACAAGGACGAAAUAGUUCGGGAGAUUCUCCAGCGUGUGAAGCUCCAGGAGCCAGGACCUCACGUCUUUGUGUUCGUGAUCCCAGUGGGAAGAAUGACCCAGGAGGACCAGGACACCAACACCCUGACCGAAGCAAUUUUUGGCCCCAGAGUUUGGGACUACACCAUCGUGCUGUUCACCCAUGGGGACCACCUGAACGAGAAGUCUAUAGACAAUGUCAUUACAGACAGCAACGCCAGCCUCCGCAGCUUCAUAUGCAAGUGCAGGGGUGGCUUCCACGUCUUCAACAACAAAAACCCGGAGGACCCAUCGCAGGUGACCAGCUUGGUGCAGAAGAUCCAGACCCUGAAGGCCCUGAACGGAGGAGGUUACUACAAGACAGAGCUGUACCCCGAAGAGGAGAGGAGGAUCAGAAGGAAGCAGGAGAGCAUCCUGGCAGAGAGAGACCAAGUCAUCAGACUCAAGGUGAAAGUUCUGCAGAAGCAUUUCAAGGGGGAACAGCUGAAGGUGAAGAUAAAGGAGAUGUGGAGAGAAGAGGAGGAGAGCUCAAGAAAAGCUGCAGAGGAGAAAGUUGGCAAGAACUCCUACUUCAUGAAGAUUCUGAAGGUGAUCAUGUCGGUGCUAUUGGUGGGUCUGCUGGCUGGUUGGGCUCUUCAGCUGCCAGCUGGGUUCCUAUUAGUUGUAGCAGGGGUUUGGAUUUGGAUGCUCUUCAAGAUGUAUCCAACUAUUCCAGGAAAAAUAUGGCGGUCUUAUGGUACAGGAUAAAUGUCAACCCAGAUGUGAGAGUCGCACAGAGCAGACAGCAGGCGGAUUGGAAUUAAACAAUGUUUAUUUUACAAAUAAUUAUUUUUAACAAUUUAACUGCUAUUCAAUUAUAGUCACUCUUAUUAAUUAAAAAACACUAGAUAUGAAGGAAAGGUUUACAUUAUAUGCUUAUCUCAUCCAGUUCUUGGUUAUCAGCCUUUCUCGAUCACCGAUAAUCGAUAUUGGCCCUGGAAACCCAUAUCGGUCAAUCCCUAGGAGCAUUGUUAGUAAUUCAGUCUUUAUCAAUCAAUUCUGUGAUGAAUGUAAGAAAUAGAAUCUGUUUUAUUUCAGAGAAAUUGCUCAGAAAACAUUUUUUAGAAGCAACCUAUGGUCAAAUUCUAUUUGCUUCUUGUUAACUCUGGAUGAAUCCACCAUCAGAUAACUGUAAAAAUGCUGCUACAGCAAACCUGAUUAAAGCAGGUUUAAUCAUGUUUUUAAUGAAUUAAUAUAGAAAUAAUUUGGUAUAUUGUAUAAUAUGUAUUUUAGAGUGAUAUCUAGCAGUGUGACUGUAAAAUGUUGUUCAGGUUUCAUUUUACUACUAAUAAAAUCUUCUUUGCUGCUCA